This is a messenger RNA of Centruroides sculpturatus (bark scorpion), 1104 nucleotides long. RefSeq lists its product as uncharacterized. The record is from RefSeq and is a predicted model, not a curated record. NCBI's taxonomy places the organism in Eukaryota, Metazoa, Arthropoda, Arachnida, Scorpiones, Buthidae. Bases 1 to 834 code for a protein of 277 amino acids. The transcript has 3 exons.
AUGCACAGUUUCAUUAAUUUGCAUACAAUUUUUCAUUUAGGAUUACCUGGAAAAGGAAGAACUUUUCAGAAGAUAAAUAAAGAAAUUAAAGAUAAAAUUGCUUUGAACAAUAAUAAGGAAUUUAUAAAAGUUUCUGAAGAGAAUUCAGGGAAAAUAAUGUCACUGAAAUUUACUAGCGAAAGAUUAGCAUCACUCAAAUCCUGUAAAAAUGAAACAAAUAACAAGAUUCUUAAGGAAAGUCACGAAAGUAAACCAAAAGUUGAUUUUAAUCAGCUUUUGGCAGCUGCCGGAGAAAUCUGUGGUCCUUGUGUAGUGAAACGUGUUCAGUUGAAGAAUGGUCAGACUGUGUACGUGUAUAAACCGUUGUCAGAAAACGAUCAUUCGGAAUCGAAGUGUACAGAAAACGAUAGCAUUCAGACUAGAAUUGGUGUUAGUGACAAUCCGGAGUGUACGAGAGAAAUAUUUGUUAAUAGUGAAAACUUGACUGUUUCUCUUUCUCAAUUAAGUGAGAAUUUACUUCCGGCAAUGCAACAACAAAUUCCUUCUCCUACAUGUAAAGAGUUUAGCAUUGCGGAAGACGCGGACAAUAAUAAUUCGACCACAUUAUGGUUGACCGGAAACGGCGAACCCUGUUACGUGACAAAACUCUCCCCGGAACAAAACGUAGACUGGAACGAAGAUUCGCCUACUAUUUCAAGCUUUAAGAAAGAGAGCGAAAACAUUUCGGACAUUAUUAAUUGUACGACAAACGGCAAAGAACACUUACAAGAAUUGGGAAAUAUUCAGAACAUUAAAGACGAACAAAAACUUCUAUCAUUGAAUUAUUUUUUUUGAGAGUCAUCGUUUACCAAAGAUUUCAUCUUUUGUUCACGAAACUUUGACAAGGAAACUGUCUCCGAAGACGACUAUAUAUAUAUUUGUUUUGUCAAGUGUACUUGAAUAGUUUUUCUUUGUUUUAUUUUGUUUAUCUUCAGCUACCUCAUGUUGAAAAUGAUGUGUGAUUACUUUUAGAGGUAAAUGGGACAAGAAAUAUCUAUAUAUUAUAUAUAUGCCAUUAACAGGACGACAAUCACGGUUCAUUUAGUUUUAUAAGAUUUGUUUCCU